This is a messenger RNA of Wasmannia auropunctata (little fire ant), 2929 nucleotides long. It is a transcript of the gene Ipk1, whose product is annotated as inositol-pentakisphosphate 2-kinase. The transcript has 9 exons. Gene Ontology annotation, cellular component: nucleus. Gene Ontology annotation, biological process: inositol phosphate biosynthetic process. NCBI's taxonomy places the organism in Eukaryota, Metazoa, Arthropoda, Insecta, Hymenoptera, Formicidae. Gene Ontology annotation, molecular function: inositol-1,3,4,5,6-pentakisphosphate 2-kinase activity; ATP binding. The coding region runs from base 307 to 2217 and encodes 636 amino acids. The record is from RefSeq and is a predicted model, not a curated record.
UGCGAGCCGUCCCGCCGCGAUUGACAGGCUCGGUUUACGCGGCCGCGCGCAUCCCCGCCGUAUCGGUCGUACGGGGAUAAAACGGUCGGCGGUCGUCUGUGACAAACGGGCGUCGCGACGUCGCGGUGUGUCGCGGGACUGCGCGCACGCGCGCGCGCGCGUGUGUGCUGUUGCUCCGAGUUGUGUAUUCGCGCGAGACGUGUGUAUUCGCCGUGAAUCUUCUUCGGGCGAGAAACGGACGGAGGAGCCCGCUCCCGCGUCCCGACGACGGUUGGCGGUUGGACGGUCGGCGGCUGCGGUCCGAACAUGACGUCGGUGGAGCAACACGCCGGUGGAGGACACGAUAGCCCGGCGGAGCACCACUCAUCCUUGACUGAGACGCAGUAUUGCCGCGGAUUUGACGAUAUGUUGAUGAGAAGCGGCGAGGCGUCACGUCUGAAACCUACCAUGUUGUUCUUAGAAACGACACCUGCUUCCGCCGGAGAUCCGAGGGAAGAAUCGCCGUUCGAUUCCGAGACGAGUUUACCCCUUACGGUUCUCCCCGUGGAAGAUGCGAUUUACAGAGGAGAAGGCAACGCCAAUAUCGUUAUCGCGCUGCCACACGAGCGCACGGUAAUACGAUUCCGGAAGUCGUUACCGGGCGAGGUUUCACCGGAUGGCGGCAGAACACGCGUGCAACGGGAGGUGGGGUACGCCAGGAACGUGGUUUCCUGUUUUUUGGGCUCUUACGUGCAGAUCCCCGAAAUUGUUCGUUACGGUGCGGCCGAUAUAGCCAAAUUGUCGGACGCCGUCCGCCCUCUCCGACCAGAGGGACGUCAACAUAAGGAAAUCACGGACACGUACGCUACGAAGUUUCCAGAUUAUACAUUUUUGGACUCGCAAUUGGAAGUCGAUCAAACCGUUUUUCGAAGCCGUUCGACGUUUUGCGUGGAGAUAAAGCCGAAGCAGGGAUAUCUGCAAGAGGCGGAGCCGGGGUUUCCUGGAUGUCCGUAUUGUCUCAACCAGUACGCCAAGUUGCGGAGAAAGAGCAUCACCGCUCGCAGCAAUUAUUGCCCGUUCGAUCUGUUCUCCGGGACGGAGACGCGUAUGAGAGCCGCCGUGGAGGAGCUUCUGAAAUCACCGCAGAACAAUUUGAAGAUCUUCAAAGACGGCUGCGUCGUCUACGAUCAGGCGUCCUCGCCGAACGAUCUCGAGAACGUGCUGGACGAGUGGUUUCGAAAUGCGGCGACGGAGAACGGCGGACGUGCUGGCCGCGUCAACGAGUUCUGCAAUUUGGUUUGCGCCGCCCUUACGCGGCCGAUCGCCCGCGAGCAGCUGGACCUGCCUGCCACCUCCCUUUCACGCAAUUUUCUCGUACCCGCGAAUCAAGUUUCAACGACGUUUUGUACCGUUGCGCCGGACGUGAUCGCGAGAGCCGAAUGGUGUCUUCGCCUCGGGGGAAAGAGGUGCAACUUCGAUGGCAGCGAGUUGCCGAAGAAUUCGGUGCUGGAACGAAUGUGGAACAUGCAGCGAUUGUCCUACGUGAAUAUCAAUUACAUUUACAGCCUUUACUCCAACUUCGCAUCGCUACUAAAUGACGAUAUAAUAUACUCUGACUUGACCAAAUCGAAUAAGACUUGUAAUGUUUUUCACGCUCUCGAUAAUCCCAAGAAUGCGGACCAGAAAAUGGAGAUCAUGAAGGAAAUAGACUUUCAAACGCUUCUUAAGAGCGCUAUUGCACGAGAAUGCGAUGACGAUUUUAAUGGAAAUUGCAAUGCCAGUUCAGAGUGUAUCUUAUCUACUAAUACCGACAGAACGCUCGUGAACGGCGGUCUUGUAUCGCAAACAGAAAUUAGUUCCAACCUAGAUUCGCAAUCAUUUUAUGGAAACAAGAGUCUGCAUAAUCAAAGAACUAGCAACGAUGAUGACGAGCGAAAGGCAAAUAUGCAGAUUACCGCCGAACAUUUGUCAGCGUUGCAAAAUUACCUUUUAUUCGUCACGGCCAGAGAUUGUUCGAUAUUAAUGACUUUCCGCGAAUUGCAUCCGAAAGAUGCAUUAAGAAUGCCUGUGGAAAAUACGAUAAAACUGUCAGAGCAACAUUAUUUUUUAAGCAACGUCAGAGUCUCGGACUUGGAACCGAAAAGCGUACACUCCAUCGAAAAGCAUCGACAACGAGACGUGGAUAUUUUUGAUUCUGUGAUUUCUUUACUGGACGAAGAUAUUCUUUUUACCAGAUAGAUUUAUAUAGAUAGAUAGUUAUAAGAAAGAGGAAAGCGAUGCUAGUAACGAUAUAUUUGAUAUACGAUAAAAAAUCUGUUUACAAUGGAGGAAGAAUGCGCAUUUAAUUGACGAUACGCUUACCGAUCAUGAAGUCAUUUCUUAUGCGAACACGUCUGUGUGGCGUUUGUAAGAAUGUAAGAUAGAUAUUGAUGCUAUCAUUCAUCAAUCAGCGUGUUAAAUUGAACAUUUCACUUCCGUACGCAUAAUAUAUAAAAAUUAUGUCCAUAUAAAUAUUUGAUUCAACGAACAAACAUAUCUUUUAGAAAUCUACUUAACUUUUGCAACUUUAAAGUGUUAUACAGACAGCAUAGAUAGAAAUAGGACAAAUGAAUUUUUUAAAAUGUUGAAAUGGACAUUUAUUUACAAAGUAUUUUAUCGUGUAAUGUUAUUGUUCAAAUUAUAUUUAUUGGUGUAUAGAUUGUAUUGAUUUUUUAUGAAGUGAGAUGAGAGAUUUACGUGGACGAGUGAAAAAUAUUACAUGUAGCAUUAUGAAUACGGUAUUCGAUUUAGAGUAAUUGUUGAACUGUGUGUGGAGCUUGUGUCAAAAGACUGACGUUCAUGCAAAAAUGAAAUUAGCAUGUUAUUUAAUAAUAUAUUGUUAAAUUAGAACUUGUUUUGAUGUUCCUUCCUUACUUUAAAUAAAAAUUGCAAAACGAAAUGUUCAACAAGA